CGCAGCCUAACUGUCAAAACAAGAGGAAUCAAAACAAAGCAGUCCUCCAGUUUUGCGAACGAAUUGAACUUGCACGAAAAAGGCUUAUUAAAACUCAUCCAAAAUGGGUAAAAAGCAGCACCAGAAGGAUAAAAUGUACCUCACAUAUACCGAGUGGGCCGAGUUUUACGGUGGCCACAAGCCGGAUUCGGUAGAAAAUGAGCAAAUCAAAUUCAAACGACUCCCGUUCGACCACUGCUGUGUAUCGCUAGUACCUUUCGAACACCCGUACAGCGACAAAGACGGUAACGUGUUCGAGCUCUCGUCAAUCGUCGAAUUUCUGAAACGCUUCAAAGUAAACCCCGUCACCGGAGUGCCGCUCGAUGGGCGUUCGCUGAUCAAACUCAACUUUACCAAAAACCACGAGGACCAAUACCACUGCCCAACGCUCUUCAAACCGUUCACGAAGAACUCGCACAUCGUGGCCAACGGAAAGACGGGCAACGUGUUCUCCUACGAAGCGAUCGAGCAACUGAACGUGAAAGCCAAAAACUGGAAGGAUCUGGUUGAUGAUACGCCGUUUACGCGCAAAGAUCUCAUCACCAUCCAAGAUCCGGCCCAGCUGGACAAGUUCAACAUUUCCAACUUUCACCACAUCAAAAAGAACCUGCGGGUGCUGACGGAGGAACAGCAAGCCGAACGAAAAGAUCCGCACGGUCGGCUGAAGAAGAUCUCCUCCGAAACGAAGGAUAUUUUGCAGCAGCUCGAAAAGGAUUAUAAGCCGGCGGAAGAGCAAAAAGAGGAGCGCCAAGUGGCCGACAAGUUCAAUGCGGCCCACUACUCGACCGGUGCCGUGGCCGCUUCCUUCACGUCCACGGCAAUGGUACCGGUGUCGCAGCAUGAAGCAGCCAUCAUCGACGAUGACAUUGUGCGGUAUGAGCGCGUGAAGAAGAAAGGCUACGUACGGCUACUGACCAACUUCGGAGCGCUCAAUCUCGAACUGUACUGUGAGCAGGUACCGAAGACGUGUGAAAACUUCCUCAAACACUGCCAGUCCGGAUACUACAACGGAGUGCUGUUCCAUCGCUCGAUCCGCAACUUUAUGAUACAGGGUGGCGAUCCGACGGGGGUCGGUAAUGGUGGCACAUCUGCCUGGGGAGUCAAGUUUGCGGACGAAAUCAAACCGAAUCUUUCACACGCUGGCCGCGGUGUACUGUCGAUGGCUAACUCCGGUCCCAACACAAACGGUUCCCAAUUCUUCAUUACCUAUCGAUCGUGUAAGCACUUGGAUGGAAAGCACACUAUCUUCGGCAAACUAGUCGGUGGUCUCGAGGUGCUAACGGAGAUGGAACGGGUUGAGGUGGACAACCGGGACAGGCCGAUUGAGAAUAUCUUUAUCCAACGGGCGCAGGUCUUCGUCGAUCCAUUCCAGGAAGUGGACGAACAACUGGCCAAAGAGCGUGCCGAAGAAGUAGAACGAAUACAGCAGGAGGCUAAUGAAAAGCGCAAUAACAAAGCAGGUAAUGGCCAGAAGCGUGGUCAACCGCUGAAGGUAUUUCGUUCCGGAGUGGGGAAGUAUCUUGACACGAAUGUAACAAAGACCGCUUCAGUUGAGGAAAAUGGCCCAGGUUCCAGCACGUCAUCCUCGGAAAGCGGUGCGAAAAAGCGCAAAAAGACGGCCACCGUCGGUGCGGAUGGUUUUGGUAAUUUUAGCUCUUGGUAGAAACAAGAUUUAUCUGUCUAUUUCGUUUCUAACCUGUAAAUAUUACAUAAAAAACAACUAUGAGCGCUCUCUACUUUCGUCAAUGUGACCGUCAUUCACGU
Anopheles darlingi is the source of this 1803-nucleotide messenger RNA. RefSeq names its product RING-type E3 ubiquitin-protein ligase PPIL2. Gene Ontology annotation, molecular function: peptidyl-prolyl cis-trans isomerase activity; ubiquitin-ubiquitin ligase activity. The record is from RefSeq and is a predicted model, not a curated record. Lineage: Eukaryota; Metazoa; Arthropoda; Insecta; Diptera; Culicidae. Gene Ontology annotation, cellular component: catalytic step 2 spliceosome. Gene Ontology annotation, biological process: protein polyubiquitination; protein folding; protein peptidyl-prolyl isomerization. The coding region runs from base 104 to 1702 and encodes 532 amino acids. The transcript is spliced from 3 exons.